Molecule: messenger RNA, 3269 nt
Organism: Venturia canescens
Lineage: Eukaryota; Metazoa; Arthropoda; Insecta; Hymenoptera; Ichneumonidae
Gene: AP-1mu
Product: adaptor protein complex 1, mu subunit
Exons: 2
Coding region: 159-1427 (422 amino acids)
Biological process (GO): intracellular protein transport; vesicle-mediated transport
Cellular component (GO): clathrin adaptor complex; clathrin-coated vesicle
Molecular function (GO): clathrin-cargo adaptor activity
Source: RefSeq, a predicted model, not a curated record
GUCCUAUUUUGUUGAAUCUCGAGUGGAUUGUCGGCUACGACGGCUCGGGUGUUCACGUUUUUCGCCAGUGGCGGUGGCACUUUCUUCAAAGCUGCUUUCCAAAUUGCUCAGUUUUAUAUUGCUUUUACUCCAUCGACUUAGAAGUCGAUAGCUUGGAGAUGUCGACCUCCGCCAUAUUUAUAUUGGACGUGAAAGGGAAGGUGUUGAUUUCUCGAAACUAUCGAGGAGACAUAGAGGCAGGAGUGAUAGAAAAAUUCAUGCCUCUUGUGAUGGAGCGAGAGGAAGAGGGGAACUUGACGCCUCUGAUACAGACGCAGGAGUGUACAUAUGCCUACAUAAAAUACAACAAUUUAUACAUCGUAUCGACGACGAAGAAAAAUGCGAAUAUAUCAUUGGUGUUUGUGUUUCUGCACAAAGUGGUGCAAGUGAUGCAGGAAUAUUUCAAGGAGUUGGAGGAGGAGAGUAUAAGGGACAAUUUCGUGGUGAUUUACGAACUGUUGGACGAGCUUUUGGAUUUCGGUUAUCCACAGACGACGGACAGUAAAAUAUUGCAAGAGUACAUAACGCAGGAGGGACACAAGUUGGAGAUUCAGCCGAGGAUCCCAAUGGCAGUGACGAACGCUGUAUCGUGGCGUUCGGAGGGAAUAAAAUACCGGAAAAACGAAGUGUUUUUGGACGUAAUAGAGUCGGUGAAUUUACUGGCGAACGCGAAUGGCAACGUAUUGAGUUCGGAGAUAGUAGGUGCGAUUAAAAUGAGAGUUUAUCUUUCGGGAAUGCCGGAAUUGAGGCUCGGACUCAACGACAAGGUGCUGUUCGAAUCAACCGGACGUGGUAAAUCAAAGUCGGUAGAGCUCGAAGAUGUUAAAUUUCAUCAAUGUGUAAGGCUCUCCCGUUUUGAGAACGAUCGUACAAUAUCGUUUAUACCACCGGACGGUGAAUUCGAGCUAAUGUCCUAUCGCCUAAAUACACACGUAAAACCAUUGAUCUGGAUCGAAUCGGUGAUCGAGCGGCAUGCUCACAGUCGAGUUGAAUAUAUGAUCAAAGCGAGAUCUCAAUUCAAACGACGUUCGACAGCCAAUAACGUUGAGAUCGUAAUCCCUGUGCCAAACGACGCCGAUUCACCUAAAUUCAAAACUACCAUCGGUAGCGUCAAAUAUUCACCGGAACAAAGCGCCAUCACAUGGUCCAUUAAAUCCUUCCCAGGUGGCAAAGAGUAUCUCAUGAGAGCACACUUUGGUUUACCUUCCGUCGUUGGCGAAGACGUCGAAGGCAAACCCCCCAUCCAAGUCAAAUUCGAAAUACCUUAUUUCACGACUUCGGGUAUACAAGUUCGAUACUUGAAGAUCAUCGAAAAGUCAGGAUAUCAGGCCCUUCCCUGGGUACGUUACAUCACGCAAAACGGCGACUAUCAACUGAGAACUAAUUAAAGCAGCAGCGAUUCGCAUCCGUACGGAGUCAUCGACUGCUUCAAAAACCCCCUCGAGGAUUAUCCUCGUGGUAGGACAGUCUUUCUAGAAUUUCUCUCAAGAAAACAACAAAACGAUUACACGGCGAGCGACUUUUAAUCUUAAGAUUAUUAUUAUUAUCAUUGUUUCGUUAUCGCCUUUCGCAGCUAAAUGGAACAAUCAUCGUUAACCGGCCACGCUGCUGUGAUACAAAUCAUUCGUUUUUCUUUUUUUUUUUCCAAUCAUCGUGAAAAAUUUUCUGCGAGAGUUUACCAGGGGCCUCGACAAAAAUCAUACUUGCUUGCGAAGCUCCGACACAUUUUCCGAAAUGAUUUUAUUUCUUUUAUAGAAAUCGCAACCUGAGAGUUUCGCUCGAUCAAUAUACGCGAUCAUCGCUCUUCAAAUAUGUUUUAUCGGCUUUUUUCUAUCAUCUGUCAUCGACGUAUAUUCUCCGCUGUAUUUACAUGUAAAAAAAAAACAUUAAAAUAAAACAGUAUUACGUUUACCCUCAACCAAUAAAAUCCGAGCGAAAACCACAAAUCCGUUGAUAAUUAGCUCCAAUUUCAUAAUUGUCUCUCGUAUCAUUGAAAAUAUGUUUCAUUCCAACAAACUUCCAAUGUACGAAACAAAAAUAACAAAAAAGUAAAAAAAAAAAAAAACUGCAGCAAGUUCACUGGCAGUCACUUCUUAUCCAACUCACAGUUUUGGCUAUCCCAAAAGUUUAUAGCUAAACUUUUUUUUACCCUCGUUACUUCGCGUAAUCGCUGCUCCAACGAUUUUUAGUCCGUCCUCGUAAUAAUAUUUACUCUCCCUCACGAAACAGGAACUGUUGCCACAGUAAUUUUGCAUGGGAAGAGCGGAACUCUCGUUAAAUUACAAGCGAAAGAAUUGGGAGGAAAAAAGUUGGUGAAACUCGUUGAUUUUAAAACAGUUGUAAGAAUCAAUUUUUGUCGAAAAUAUUGAACGUUUAUUGAACGAAUUGGGUAAACGCCUCGAAAUUCCGUCGCACAUUUCGAGGUUGAAAAAUCGUUAUUUUCACUCACUAAAAAGUCCAAGUAUUCCAAGUGCCAUUAGAAUGCUAAAAUUGGAAAAGUAGAGCUGCGAAUUGAUUCACUGAUAAAUGCGUAGAAAAUAUUUCAAUAGGAGGAGAAGCAAUAUUUAAUGAAUCAAUAAAUACAUGGAAACGAAAAUUCCUGAUAAAUCCUCGAGUUUUUCUCUGCCUCGAAAACGUCCUUCGUGUGGAAUAUCAAAGUUGCAAAUUAACCGCAAUCUCUCGAAUGAAUAUUGUGUACGUGUUAACGCAAGCGAGACGCACACAUGCCCGUAUGUUCAUGGAUAUAACAUGUUGGAAAGCUUGAGGCGGUCCGGUCGGUUCUCGAUCAUUGUGUUAAUAUGAGUUAUUGAGCGUACUCGUUGGUUUAUCAAUAUAUCCUUGUUUGUCGGCAGAAUAAAGAAUCUUAUUCAAAAAUAGAUCGCAUUUUGAAGCAAUGCGAUGGAAAUUUAAUCGAGUAUUUUAAAAGGGACUUAUUUUUUUUAUUGACUUUCGUAAAUCGAACGAGUAUGUAUUCAGGCAAUUGGAGGGACGAAUUGACGGAAUGAAAUGUGGAAAUAUAUCGCCGCGCUGGUUUUGUUAUGCGAUAAAUUCAUUUGAUGCGUGAGCCUUUGGUCGUUAGCAACUUCGAUAGCAACGCGAGAUACGCGGGGGAGCUUCGAUGAAUGCAGAAUUAGUAUUUGAUGAUUAUACCGAACUGUAGCAAUGCAAAAGGAUCGUGUAACACUUGUAAUAAUGUGUAUGUGAAGCAUUAAAUUUUACAAUUUAAAUAA